UACGAUUCCACGCUGACACGUGCGCACGGGCGAUUUGAUUGCGGAGCGCCACUCGCGACUGUCCAACUCGUCGGCUGCUUGCGACGACAGACGCUAUUGCUUUGAUAUAUCCCUCGAUCUGUCGGUUCGAUUUUAGGGAAGAAAAUGAUCGAGAAAAGGUCUCGGAUGCGGUUAUACACCCUUGGACUGAUGCUGGCGAUUAUUCAGAUUGGAUGCGUUGCAGCAAGAGGAACCAAAUAUGUUACUUGUGGAUCAGUCACUAAACUGUUGAACACAGACUACAACGUAAGGCUACACUCACAUGAUAUCAAGUAUGGCACUGGUAGUGGACAGCAGUCAGUUACGGCAGUAGAAACUAAAGAAGAUGGAAAUUCAUAUUGGCUAGUCAAGGCACCAACAGGGAAGCAAUGCGGUAGAGGAAAACCUAUUAAAUGUGGAGACACAAUUCGCCUGGAGCAUGUGGCAACUAAGAAGAAUCUUCAUUCCCACCAUGUAAGUUCACCUCUGAGUGGCAAGCAAGAAGUGUCAGCUUACGGAAAUAAUGGAGAUGGUGAUACAGGUGAUCACUGGAUGGUUGUAUGUCCAAGUGAUUACUGGGAAAGGGAUGAACCAGUUAUGUUGAAACACAUUGAUACUGAAGUAUAUUUGGCUGUGACUGGAAGAACCUAUGGUUCACCGAUAGUUGGCCAGAAUGAAGUAGUUGGCGAAUACUCGAGUAACAGCUACUCACAGUGGCAAGCAAUGGAAGGCCUCUUCAUACAUCCAAAUGACUUUAAAACAUUGCAUCAUGAACAUACUGAACUGUAAUAAUGUUGAUCUUUUAAAUCUCUUUGAUGGUCUCAAAAUAAUCUGCAGUGUGUGAGAUUUUUUUCAGUGUGUACGCAUGAGUGCUAUGUAAAUAUGUAUGUGCUAUAGCAAAAACAGAAAGGUAUCAUUAUUUGUAAAACAAUUUUUACAAUUCAAAAAAAUAAUGAGGUGACAUAUUAUGAUGUGAUUUGAGGGAAGCCAUCGGUGAAGAUGAAUGAUAGAUGAUUUGAUGCGGCUAUGAAAGAAUGACAGAAUGUGACUUAGAUACACUUAAAUCAAGAAAGAGUUGACAUUUGUUUAAAACUUUUAAUUUACAUAUCUUGUAAAUUAUUUAUUACAUAAAUCUGUAUGUAAUAGCAAUCAAUUAUUGACAUUGUCAAUUUAUAUCAUCAACAUUUUAAUAGAGCUUUUCUAUAAUAAAUAUAAUAUUUAUAUGUACAAUCAAA
Messenger RNA from Nasonia vitripennis (jewel wasp), 1253 nucleotides. RefSeq names its product stromal cell-derived factor 2. Bases 145 to 807 code for a protein of 220 amino acids. The transcript has 4 exons. The record is from RefSeq and is a predicted model, not a curated record. NCBI's taxonomy places the organism in Eukaryota, Metazoa, Arthropoda, Insecta, Hymenoptera, Pteromalidae.